UGGAGCGACAGGGAAGGCUACAAAGUCAAAUAUGUUGGUUACUUAGGACCAGAGAUAAGGGACAGAGUCAGAAAGAAAUUACGAGGCAAGCAUGUGGCCUCCGGAGCACUAGCUGGAGAAAGCACACUUCCCCGGAAGCCACAAAAUGAGCAGAACGAGCGAGGUGGUCCGUGCGUCCCACGCGGCCAGCCUGUGCGGACGUUCGCAGGGCUGGUCACACACUCGAGGGGUUCUGCUCCGAAUAACUCGAAUGUCAUGUUCCGGGGCGGCUUGGGCCUUGGACACCCCACCCUCGACAAGGCGCACCCGACUCUUCCUGUAGCACCGAUGGCCUGAGACACGCACCUGGGCACCCCUGCCUGGAAUGGGGGCGCCCCGUAGUGGAAAGGGAAGAAUCGGUUUCCUAAAAGACAGAAAAAUGGAGGAAUUGGUAAACCAAAUGCAGCCGCUGAAUGAAAAGCAGAUAGCCAAUUCUGAAGACGGAUAUGUGUGGCAAGUCACUGAUAUGAAUCGGCUGCACCGGUUCUUAUGUUUUGGUUCUGAAGGUGGGACUUACUAUAUCAAAGAACAGAAGUUGGGCCUUGAGAAUGCCGAAGCUUUAAUUAGAUUGAUUGAAGAUGGCAGAGGAUGUGAAGUGAUACAGGAAAUAAAGUCAUUUAGUCAAGAAGGCAGAACUGCAAAGCAGGAGCCUACGCUCUUUGCCCUCGCCAUUUGUUCCCAGUGUUCCGACAUAAGCACGAAACAAGCCGCCUUCAAAGCUGUUUCUGAAGUUUGUCGCAUUCCUACACAUCUCUUUACUUUUAUACAAUUUAAGAAAGAUCUAAAGGAAAGCAUGAAAUGUGGCAUGUGGGGUCGCGCCCUCCGGAAGGCCGUAGCAGACUGGUACAAUGAAAAAGGUGGCAUGGCCCUUGCCCUGGCCGUUACAAAAUAUAAACAAAGAAAUGGCUGGUCUCACAAAGAUCUGUUAAGAUUGUCUCAUCUUAAACCUUCCAGUGAAGGACUUGCUAUUGUUACCAAAUAUAUUACAAAGGGCUGGAAAGAGGUCCAUGAAAUGUAUAAAGAAAAAGCACUUUCUGUGGAGACUGAGAAAUUAUUAAAGUAUCUGGAGGCUGUAGAGAAAGUGAAGCGCACAAAAGAUGAACUGGAAGUCAUUCAUCUGAUAGAAGAACACAGACUGGUUAGGGAGCAUCUCCUAACAAAUCACUUAAAGUCUAAAGAGGUAUGGAAGGCUUUGUUACAAGAAAUGCCUCUUACAGCAUUACUAAGGAAUCUUGGAAAGAUGACUGCUAAUUCAGUGCUUGAACCAGGAAACUCAGAAGUGUCUUUAGUAUGUGAAAAGCUGUGUAAUGAAAAACUGUUAAAAAAGGCUCGUAUACAUCCAUUUCAUGUUCUAAUUGCAUUAGAAACUUACAAAACAGGUCAUGGGCUCAGAGGAAAACUGAAGUGGCGCCCUGAUGAAGAAAUUUUGCAAGCUUUGGAUGCUGCUUUUUACAAAACAUUUAAGACAGUUGAGCCAGCUGGAAAGCGUUUCUUACUGGCAAUUGAUGUCAGUGCUUCUAUGAACCAAAGAGUUUUGGGUAGUGUACUCAACGCUAGCACAGUAGCCGCAGCAAUGUGCAUGGUUGUCACACGAACAGAAAAAGAUUCUUAUAUAGUUGCUUUUUCAGAUGAAAUGGUACCAUGUCCAGUGACUACAGAUAUGACCUUACAACAGGUUUUAAUGGCUAUGAGCCAGAUCCCAGCAGGUGGAACUGAUUGCUCUCUUCCAAUGAUCUGGGCUCAAAACACAAAUACAGCUGCCGAUGUCUUCAUAGUAUUCACUGAUAACGAGACGUUUGCUGGACAUGUCCAUCCUGCCGUUGCUCUGAGGGAAUAUCGAAAGAAUAUGGAUAUUCCAGCUAAGUUGAUUGUUUGUGGAAUGACAUCAAAUGGUUUUACCAUUGCAGACCCAGAUGAUAGAGGCAUGUUGGAUAUGUGUGGCUUUGAUACAGGAGCUCUGGACGUGAUUCGAAGUUUCACAUUAGAUAUGAUUUAAUCAUAAGCACCAGCACAGUCUAAGAGGUCCAUUGCCAUCAGUGAUCUCGCUAAUACACCGCUACUUCCCAGCUAAUCUUAAUCCAAUGAAAGACAGUAGGAUGACGGUAUAGUAUGUGCAUAAUGGAAAGUUUACCUUACCCAAAAAAAAAAAAAAAAAAAGGAAGGAACAAUAAGAUGAGCCCAAAGU
This is a messenger RNA of Balaenoptera musculus (blue whale), 2224 nucleotides long. RefSeq names its product Ro60, Y RNA binding protein (gene RO60). The transcript is spliced from 9 exons. Gene Ontology annotation, cellular component: ribonucleoprotein complex. The record is from RefSeq and is a predicted model, not a curated record. Bases 365 to 2035 code for a protein of 556 amino acids. Gene Ontology annotation, molecular function: RNA binding. Lineage: Eukaryota; Metazoa; Chordata; Mammalia; Artiodactyla; Balaenopteridae.